AGAAGCGGCAGCGCUCGCCAUUGCCGCUGGUGGCAGGAGGCUGCGAGGAGCCGGCGCGGUCGCAGUCUCCACGGCGCAGGCCCACGGUAGCGCAGCCGCUCUGAGUAGAACUUCAUGGAGGAACACGGAGUGACCCAAACCGAACAUAUGGCUACCAUAGAAGCACAUGCAGUGGCCCAGCAAGUGCAGCAGGUCCAUGUGGCUACUUACACCGAGCAUAGUAUGCUGAGUGCUGAUGAAGACUCGCCUUCUUCUCCCGAGGACACCUCUUACGAUGACUCAGAUAUACUCAACUCCACAGCAGCUGAUGAGGUGACAGCUCAUCUGGCAGCUGCAGGUCCUGUGGGAAUGGCCGCUGCUGCUGCUGUGGCAACAGGAAAGAAACGGAAACGGCCUCAUGUAUUUGAGUCUAAUCCAUCUAUCCGGAAGAGGCAACAAACACGUUUGCUUCGGAAACUUCGAGCCACGUUAGAUGAAUAUACUACUCGUGUGGGACAGCAAGCUAUUGUCCUCUGUAUCUCACCCUCCAAACCUAACCCUGUCUUUAAAGUGUUUGGUGCAGCACCUUUGGAGAAUGUGGUGCGUAAGUACAAGAGCAUGAUCCUGGAAGACCUGGAGUCUGCUCUGGCAGAACACGCCCCUGCGCCACAGGAGGUUAACUCAGAACUGCCGCCUCUCACCAUCGACGGAAUUCCAGUCUCUGUGGACAAAAUGACCCAGGCCCAGCUUCGGGCAUUUAUCCCAGAGAUGCUCAAGUACUCUACAGGUCGGGGAAAACCAGGCUGGGGGAAAGAAAGCUGCAAGCCCAUCUGGUGGCCUGAAGAUAUCCCCUGGGCAAAUGUCCGGAGUGAUGUCCGCACAGAAGAGCAAAAGCAGAGGGUUUCAUGGACCCAGGCACUACGGACCAUAGUUAAAAACUGUUAUAAACAGCAUGGGCGGGAAGACCUUUUGUAUGCCUUUGAAGAUCAGCAAACGCAAACACAGGCCACAGCCACACAUAGUAUAGCUCAUCUUGUACCAUCACAGACUGUAGUCCAGACUUUUAGUAACCCUGAUGGCACUGUCUCACUUAUCCAGGUUGGUACGGGGGCAACAGUAGCCACAUUGGCUGAUGCUUCAGAAUUGCCAACCACGGUCACCGUUGCCCAAGUGAAUUAUUCUGCCGUGGCUGAUGGAGAGGUGGAACAAAAUUGGGCCACGUUACAGGGAGGUGAGAUGACCAUCCAGACGACGCAAGCAUCAGAGGCCACCCAGGCGGUGGCAUCGUUGGCAGAGGCCGCAGUGGCAGCUUCUCAGGAGAUGCAGCAGGGAGCUACAGUCACUAUGGCGCUUAACAGCGAAGCUGCCGCCCAUGCUGUCGCCACCCUGGCUGAGGCCACCUUACAAGGUGGGGGACAGAUCGUCUUGUCUGGGGAAACCGCAGCAGCCGUCGGAGCACUUACUGGAGUCCAAGAUGCUAAUGGCCUCUUUAUGGCAGAUCGUGCAGGUCGCAAGUGGAUCCUGACUGACAAAGCCACAGGCCUGGUCCAGAUCCCUGUGAGCAUGUACCAGACUGUGGUGACCAGCCUCGCCCAGGGCAACGGACCAGUGCAGGUGGCCAUGGCCCCUGUGACCACCAGGAUAUCAGACAGCGCAGUCACCAUGGACGGCCAAGCUGUGGAGGUGGUGACAUUGGAACAGUGACAUACAGCCAUAUUAUGGCAUCGUUUUCUAGUCUACUUCAAAAUUUUUUACACGUUUGCAGAGGUGCAAUCAAAUGGAAUUAAGUCUCUCGACUUUGGAAGGAAAGUUUUGUUAACCUUUUUUUUUUUAAAAGGAAGAAAGCGGAUUUUGGAAUUGCAUUUUUUAAAGCACCACUCUUGAUUUUCUGGGAUUGGUGAAGAAACUGCAUUGUCAAUUUCACUGUCCCAAAAAAGCCAAAUUGUGGCAGGACUUCUUUCUGCGGAAAUGUGUGUGUAUACUUAUGUGUGUGUAUGUGUGAGUGUGAAUAUAUGUAUAUGUGUACAUAUGGACAUACACAUUUACAUAUAUAUAAAGUAUAUAUAUACAUAUAUAUAUAUAUAUAUGUAUGAAACCCGCAUGGAAUUAUCUGUAUGAAAUCAAGGUGCGCUGUGGAAACAAUAAUUCACCCAGUUUAGUGGGUGGUAGGGUACGUGGCCAGACACAGUCACCCAGUUUUUGUUCAUACCAGGGUCAUGCGUUGAGCUACUGACAAACUCAGGCGGAGGUGACCAUGCCCUUCACCAAAGCUGCCUCCCAGUGGCCACACAGAACUCUCCCUGCUGGACUCACCUGAGGAAAGAGGCUCCAGCAUGGGGUGGGUCAGAGAUGUGCUUGCAAGGUCCAGGGACUGCGUGGUCUGCCAGCUGAGAUGCUCCUCGGGCUGGCCCAGGUGCUGACCUUGCCACAGGCAGAUGAAUGUCUUGAAAGCUCCCGGGCCUCAGCCUCCCAUCUCCUCUCCUUCCCAGGAAUCCUUGAUCUCAUGACUAUUAAAAUGUUGCUCUGGUUUUAAGGUCAGUCCUGAAUUGCUCGUAUAUAUGAACUGAAGGUAACCGAAGUAUUAGGGGUUUGAGGAGUGCGUGCGUGUAAGUGUGCUUGUGUGUGUGCGUGCAUGGUGGGGGAGAGGAUGGGAAGGGGGCGGGGGCAGUGGAAGGGAAAGGAAGGAAAGAAAAAUCGUCCUAGACCAGGAUACACCCGUGGGAGCAAUUUUCUCUACUGUCUGUAGCUUCACAGAGGAGGCGCUGGAAUGAACAAGAAGAGACAUCUGGUCUGUGGCCACAGCACCCUGAACGCCCCUGAUCUUGUGUGAUCUUGGAAGCUAAGCUUGGUUGGGCCCGGUCAGUACGCGGAAGGGAAGAAGGGACACCUGGCCAUAGAAAACAGCUGAGGGUGUUUGCUGUGUUCCUGGAUCAGGCCCUGCUUCAGAAGGGACUCCUGGAGGCCCAUGUUCCUUGAUGCAACCUCGUGGCCCAGGCCGGGAGCAGCUUGCCUCCUCAGAGGUGUUGACUAUCUGGGUGUUCUUGGUAACCGUUAACUCUGUCUUUCUCAGCUGCAAGCCCUGAGUCUCCAGUAGCUGAAUUCACCUGACUUUUCAACAGGCCAAAUCUCUGAACCUUGAGUACAGGGACAGCUCCUCCUCCCUCCUCCCAGCUCUCCCCAUGUGUGUGAUGGUGUAUUUAAUGUGUUUUUUUAAUGCGACAUUAAAAGAUUCUCCACGUCUUGCUCAACCUUUGAGAGAAGUUUCAGAUUCUUGUAUUUGCUUGUUUUAUAUAAAACUAUCUAAUGUUCUUUAUAUGUUCUUUUCUGUACGUAAUGGGGGGAGGGGAGGGAAAUUUACAUAUAAAUAGUCCUAGUUCUACAAUUUGUUAUUUUUUUAAUUAUUAUUUUUUAUCGUCAUUGUGAAGUUGUCCAGGGACUUUAAAGUCCAUGUUCCUUUGUGGUGAAAUAACCUCCAAAUAGUUUGAGAAGUUGCCAAGACGAAGAAAAAAGCAAAACCCCAGUAGCAGAGCAUGGAUUCUGUGUUGUUUCCCAUUCUGUCUUUGACUGCCUCAUUCAAUAAAUAGUUAAAAAUGUGGCAA
This is a messenger RNA of Homo sapiens (human), 3578 nucleotides long. RefSeq names its product nuclear respiratory factor 1 (gene NRF1). NCBI's taxonomy places the organism in Eukaryota, Metazoa, Chordata, Mammalia, Primates, Hominidae. The record is from RefSeq and is marked reviewed. The transcript is spliced from 12 exons. Gene Ontology annotation, molecular function: DNA-binding transcription factor activity. Gene Ontology annotation, biological process: regulation of transcription by RNA polymerase II. Gene Ontology annotation, cellular component: nucleus. Bases 115 to 1683 code for a protein of 522 amino acids.